Molecule: messenger RNA, 530 nt
Organism: Nematolebias whitei (Rio pearlfish)
Lineage: Eukaryota; Metazoa; Chordata; Actinopteri; Cyprinodontiformes; Rivulidae
Product: 40S ribosomal protein S27-like
Exons: 4
Coding region: 71-325 (84 amino acids)
Biological process (GO): translation; ribosomal small subunit assembly
Cellular component (GO): cytosolic small ribosomal subunit; ribosome
Molecular function (GO): structural constituent of ribosome; RNA binding
Source: RefSeq, a predicted model, not a curated record
GAAGACUCUAACUGGGAGCUCACAUUCUUAUUUGUAUUUUAACAGAAAAUCCCUGGUGAUCUGAGAAAACAUGCCUCUGGCUAAAGAUUUGUUACACCCCAGUUUAGCUGAGGAGAUGAGGAAACACAAGAAGAAGAGGCUGGUGCAGAGCCCCAACUCUUUCUUCAUGGAUGUCAAAUGUGCAGUGUGCUUCAGAAUCACCACCAUCUUCAGCCACGCGCACACAGUGGUGGCUUGUCCAGGCUGCUUAACGAUCCUCUGCAGGCCACGAGGGGGCAAAUGCAGACUAACAGCAGGCUGUGCUUUCAGAAGGAAAUACUCAUGAGCUGCAUUAAUCAACAGGUGGCAGAAUGGACAAAGACCGAAAGGAUCCUAAUCUCAUUUUGCUAACCCUUUAACGACAAAACUGUCGGGGAAUUUAGGUGAAGGUUAUGGCUGCUUAUCAUUAAUUAAUUAAUGUCGACCCGCGUGUGAGGUCAGAGAGUCUCGUCUGCUCAGAGAGAAGCACCUGAUAACUCCAAGGCCUUCUC